This is a messenger RNA of Saccharomyces kudriavzevii IFO 1802, 3117 nucleotides long. RefSeq names its product Sea4p (gene SEA4). NCBI's taxonomy places the organism in Eukaryota, Fungi, Ascomycota, Saccharomycetes, Saccharomycetales, Saccharomycetaceae. The record is from RefSeq and is a predicted model, not a curated record. Gene Ontology annotation, biological process: positive regulation of TORC1 signaling. Gene Ontology annotation, molecular function: protein binding. Bases 1 to 3117 code for a protein of 1038 amino acids. Gene Ontology annotation, cellular component: cytoplasm. The transcript has a single exon.
AUGGGUCUCAUCAAGAAGGUGACCCAUUGGUCUUAUGAUAAUUUAAUUGAUUAUCUCUCAGUGAACCCUACAAGAGAUGAAGUGACUCACUAUAAAGUCGAUCCGCAAAAUGAAUCUGAUGAGUCUAUUAUGAAACUACGCACGGUGAAGGAUUUUGGCAGUAUCACCUGCUUGGAUUAUUCAGAAUCGGAAAUCGGCAUAAUUGGUGUUGGUGAAAAGAACGGGUACUUAAGAAUUUUUAACAUAGCUGGGUCAAAUUUCUCAUCCUUUACAAAUCAGGCCUUAGCGGGCUCAUACGCUAAUAACGACAAUUCUAUAACAAAUGCUAGUGGUAGCAAAGCGGCGCAGGCAGAAAAUACGGUUGGCUCUAUUCCAAAUGCUAAAGAUACCCAAGGAUAUACGGAAUCAGAAACCAAUUAUGAUAUACGCGUACGAGCCAAAAAGCAGCGGUGUAUAAAUUCACUGGGCAUAAAUACAAACGGACUUAUAGCUAUGGGGCUUGAUAGAAAUAAGCACGAUUCAUCUUUGCAAAUUUGGGACAUGAAUUAUCAUGAUGAUUCGCACGAAACGAUAAAUCCAAUGUUUAGUUUCUGCACAAAUGAAAGCAUACUGUCCCUAAAAUUCUUAAAUGAUACAAGUAUAUUGGCUGCAAGUACAAAAUUUUUAAAAGAAAUUGACGUUAGGGCCCCGAAUCCAAUUUAUCAACAUCCGACACGUUUAACAUAUGACAUCAAACUGAAUCCAUUUAAUGAUUGGCAAUUUAGCACCUAUGGGGAUGAUGGGACCUUAGCUAUCUGGGAUAGAAGAAAACUGUCCGACCAAGCCGCACUUGGUGACUCAAAUGUAGCAUCUCCUUUAUUAACGUUUGAAAAAUUGGUCGGAUCUGGUGCAGCUUCAAGAAAAUACAUGAACUCUUGCUUUAGAUGGUCAUGUGUUAGAAAUAAUGAAUUUGCAACUUUACAUAGAGGUGACACCAUCAAAAGAUGGAGGUUGGGCUAUUAUGCUAAUGACAAUAAAGAUGUUAAGGACGAUGAAAAUAAUGGAAAUAAUGUUGAAAACUUAUUUGUUUCCUCUGUACAUGAUACAAAUACGAUGUACGAUAGGGUUGCCACCUUUGAUUAUAUUCCACGAGGUAAUAAUGGCACGAGUUUGAUUUGCAUGAGGCAAUCAGGGACAAUUUACAGAAUGCCAAUUACAGAAAUAUGCUCCAAGGCUAUCCUCAACAAUAGAAACUCCCUUUUAUUAUCAAAUUUCGAAAAUGCUGAGAUAGAUGAGAUCAGAGUUUCCAAUGAGCACGAAAAGUCCAAUCUAGAAAAUGUGAAAACCGUGUUAAAAAAUUUAUCAUUCGAAGAUUUGGAUGUUAGCGAAGAUUACUUCCCGUCAGAGCACGACGAACAAAAUAACGAGAUUGAAUAUUCUGAAUUAAGCGAAGAGGAAAAUGAAGAAGGUAAUGAUAUUCUCGACAGUAAACGUGGAUUUGAAUUAUUUUGGAAGCCCGAGAAGCUUUUAGAAAAAGACAUAUGUGUGAUAAUGAGAACAAGAGCUUCACUGGGAUACGGCUUGGACCCAAUGAAUACAGUUGAGAUGAUUGAUUCUUCCAAAAAUUUACAAAAUAAUGCUUAUAUAAGAAACACUUGGAGAUGGAUUGCAAUCGCUAAAGCCUCUGUUGACGAUGGUACAAUGGUCUCUGGUGAUCUUGAUUUAGGCUACGAAGGAGUAAUUGGUAUUUGGAAUGGUAUCAACGGGAUAUCCAAUCAAGAUAGAUAUAGACAAGAAACAAUUCUUUCUGAUAAACAACUCAAUAAAGAAAUGGAGAAAAUCAUCAAAUUAAGGAGGAAAAAUAGAGAUCGGAACUCUCCUGUUACCAACGUUGCUGAUUCGCCAAAGUAUGUACAAAGAAGGCUUUGUCUGAUCAUUUCUGGAUGGGAUCUUUCCAGAUCUGAUUAUGAGGACAAAUAUAACAUAAUCAUAAAGAAUGGUCAUUACGAGAAGGCCGCUGCUUGGGCGGUAUUUUUUGGAGACAUUCCGAAAGCUGUGGAAAUAUUAGGUUCUGCAAAAAAGGAAAGAUUGAGAUUGAUUGCCACUGCUAUUGCAGGUUAUUUGGCAUACAAGGACCAACCAGGCAAUAAUGCAUGGAGGCAGCAAUGCAGGAAAAUGUCCUCCGAAUUAGACGAUCCUUAUUUGAGAGUUAUUUUUGCAUUUAUUGCAGAUAAUGAUUGGUGGGAUAUUCUUUAUGAACCCGCCAUAUCUUUGAGAGAACGGCUAGGCGUGGCUCUAAGAUUUCUAAAUGAUACAGAUCUAAGCACUUUCUUAGAAAGAACUUCAUCCACGGUUAUUGAAAACGGUGAAUUAGAAGGCCUAAUUCUUACUGGAAUAACUCCAAAUGGUAUCGAUUUACUGCAAUCUUAUGUUAAUAAAACGAGCGAUGUCCAAAGUGCUGCUCUAAUUUCAAUUUUUGGCUCGCCAAGAUAUUUCCGUGACCAACGAGUAGAUGAAUGGAUACAAACUUAUAGAGAUAUGCUCAAAUCUUGGGAAUUUUUUUCCAUGCGGGCUAGAUUCGAUGUUCUAAGAUCAAAGUUAUCGAGAACUAAAACUGGGGUAUUAACUGCAGAUAUAAAACCUCGUCAAAUAUAUAUUCAAUGCCAAAACUGUAAGCAAAAUAUCAAUACGCCACGCACAUCCCCGCCUUCUAGCUCGACAUCAACAAAUGAUGGAAAUUAUAGGAACGGCGAAACAUAUAGAAGAACUAACAGUGACUACAAAAAAUUCAAUAAUGGAAGCUUCGAAACGCCAACGGCUGACGAAAAGCCCAGGCAUAAGUAUUGCUGUCCACACUGUGGAUCCUCCUUUCCGAGAUGUGCGAUAUGUCUCAUGCCUCUAGGAACGUCAAACCUACCUUUCGUGAUAAAUGGGACGCAACAACGGGAUGCAAUACGGUCAGAAGACUUUCAAGAUGAUGCCAACCGUGAACUUGUAAGCAGAAAGCUGAAAUUGAACGAAUGGUUCAGCUUUUGUCUAAGUUGCAAUCAUGGUAUGCAUGCGGGCCACGCUGAAGAAUGGUUUGAUAGACACAACGUUUGUCCCACUCCAGGUUGCACUUGCCAGUGCAACAAGUAG